Molecule: messenger RNA, 1345 nt
Organism: Camellia sinensis
Lineage: Eukaryota; Viridiplantae; Streptophyta; Magnoliopsida; Ericales; Theaceae
Source: RefSeq, a predicted model, not a curated record
UAUACUUGGUUUUCCUUCCACUUCCAGAGGGUGGAGAUGGAGCCUGAGACUCCUGAGGAGGUAGCCCAGUAUACCCGCGGAUUUCUGAUGUUCCUCUUUGGGACCACUCUGUUUGCCGAUAGGGGGAACACUGUCGAACUUUAUCUGUUGAGUGCCCUAGUGGACCUAUCACAGGUUCGGCAGUAUGAUUGGAGUGGCGCUAGCCUAGCCACUCUUUAUUGCUAUAUGAGCGCGACCUCCCGCGGACGGGGGAACAUACUUGGCGGUUAUUGGAGAGCCUGGGAGCUAUGGAUUUAUGCGUACUUCCCGACACUAGCCCCGGAGCUCGAGGUGGCGAUGCCUCCCGUGACCCCUUACUUGCUGGUAUUUGAGGGCCCAUACCGACCGAGACCUCGGGAGUCUCUUCUCUAUCUACGGCAGUACUUUGACACAGUACGGCCAUCAGAGAUCGCAUGGCAGCCUUGGGCGCCUUUGGGUAGUGACCUCCGAUUCCAGUUUACCGGAGCCUGGGGUUCCUCUCGAUACAGGAUCCUGUUAGAGGGGCCGGUUGGUAGGGCCUGGUUUUUAGGGGAGCGCUUCCUGCGCCAGACAUGGGGCUACCCCGUUUAGGAUGUUCCCUUAGCACCCCCAGACGACAUGCGGACCGCUGAUAGGCUCCCUCCCCAGGGUGUUGUCGACGCUAGGUUGGGUACUGAUGCAUUUCUUCAUCUGGAGCAGGGAGAGUAUGCGACUUAUCGUCACACAUACUUGAUGCCUUCGUUGACAGGAGUCCGUACCCCGACGAGGAGAUCUGCUGGUAUGCCCUCAUCGGGCCGGGCUCGGGCCGCGGACGUCCCUUCCACUAGCAGGGCUGGUACAUCCAGAGGUGGGGGUGGAUUGGUUCCCCUGAUUCCUCCGACUCAUCAUCAUCCUGGGUGGCCAGACAUGCCGACCGAGCUGACGGGAUGGCGAUUCGGGACUCCCUACUCGAUUCCGAUAGAGCCUCCCAUGUCUGACCACAGAUAUGUCAGAGAUCCUGAUUCGCCACCGCCUCCGGUCGAGUAUAUGGAUGAGAUUCUCGGGAUGAUGGCCGCACUCGAGGGCAUGGUCUUAUAGAGAGAGGCACAGUUGUCCAUCAUGGGUGUCCAGGUACUCUUUAAUUUUCUCGCAUUUAUCAUACUUCUGAUGACAUGUUGAACUUGAUCAUUUCACUGCAUUAGUAGGUUGCCUGUGUAGAGUACAUCUGACACACACCACAUUCAUAUACUGUAUCUGCAUGCACCCUCAUUUCAUGUAGUUUGCUUGCAUCUGUAUCUGAUACACACAUUUGAGCUGAUGUAUUCAAACUGCACUUUUUAUUUUCAGA